AUGGUCAAGACUUCCGUCCUCAACGAUGCGCUUAACGCCAUCAACAACGCCGAGAAGAGCGGUCGCCGUCAGGUCCUGAUCCGCCCUUCCUCCAAGGUCAUCAUCAAGUUCCUUUCCGUCAUGCAGAAGCACGGCUACAUUGGCGAGUUCGAGGAGGUUGACGACCACCGCUCCGGCAAGAUCGUCAUCCAGCUCAACGGCCGUCUGAACAAGUGCGGUGUCAUCAACCCCCGCUACCCCGUUCAGCUCCGUGACCUCGAGAAGUGGGCCACUCAGCUCCUGCCCUCCCGUCAGUUCGGUUACGUUGUCCUGACCACCUCCGCUGGUAUCAUGGACCACGAGGAGGCUCGCCGCAAGCACGUUGCCGGCAAGCUCCUCGGUUUCUUCUACUAA
This is a messenger RNA of Aspergillus niger, 393 nucleotides long. Its product is annotated as 40S ribosomal protein uS8. The record is from RefSeq and is a predicted model, not a curated record. Gene Ontology annotation, cellular component: cytosolic small ribosomal subunit; ribosome. Gene Ontology annotation, molecular function: structural constituent of ribosome. Gene Ontology annotation, biological process: translation. NCBI's taxonomy places the organism in Eukaryota, Fungi, Ascomycota, Eurotiomycetes, Eurotiales, Aspergillaceae. The coding region runs from base 1 to 393 and encodes 130 amino acids. The transcript is spliced from 2 exons.